AUGGAAGAGAGACUCGAGAAGAGAGGAAUCUCAUUGCGCAAAAAGCGCUCUAUGAGACCCAAGAUCAGUGCUCCGCGGCAGAUCUCGUCACCUAUUCCGAAUAACCAGGCCACGCUUGCACCCCCGAACCCAGCCAGCAGGACACUUUUGGAUGUGCCUCGCGAACGACCGCAGCCUGGAGGAAGAACUGCCGACUUAGUGAAGCGUAGAUAUUCCACGCGCUUUUCUCAGCUGCCUCCCGACUUCGAUGCUGCGAAGCCCGUGGUUCCCUCGAUACCAACCCAAUAUGCAGCUUCGUCUUCCCAGACCAAAAUCGGAGCUUCCACUGGUGGACAGAAGAUUGUUGUUGAUUUGAAUGCUUUGAGGGACCCGAAUUUGCAUCCUGAGAAGUAUGUCGCGGCUCUACUUUCUGAAGCUUCGGAACAAGAUAUCCGUGAAUAUGAGAACAAUCUUAGAAAGGCCAAGAACAGAACCUCGGCCGAUCUACAGCAAAAUGUUUUCCAGAACCGAACUCAGUUCAUCAAGAUCAGUAAAGAAGCCGAGAAACUCAAAGACGAGAUGCGAACCCUGCGUAACCUGAUGUCUGAACUUACGGGCGCAAUGGGCCAAACUACUGCAGCGACAGAUGCAUCGCAGUCAUCGAGUGAUAUGGUGGCAUCACGCAAGCUUGCCAAUAGGAGCUCUGUCGCUAACCUUGAGGCCUUGUGGAGUACUCAGCUCCAAACACUCUGGAAAACAGUCAGGGGUUCGCAAAAGUUCUUGCCUGCUGCUCCCGGUCGUCACAUUGUGCGCGAGUCAAAUAAUUGGAUUGAACUUGAUGCUGCAACAUGGAAACCAAGGCGCGAGGUUUCAUUUUGUUUGCUCAAUGACCACUUGCUCGUGGCUUCAAGGAGGAAGAGGCAUUUUGAGUCUCGUUCCUCACGAUCAGAAACCUCUGGACCGAAAAAGCAGCAAAUCCAAUCUGAGCUGGUUGCAGAGAGAUGCUGGCAACUGCAAGAUAUUGACAUGCUAGAUCUAUCAUCUCCGGCGGAUCUCCCAGCUUCCCAAGGGCCGCGGCGAGAUUGGGAGACUGUGACUAAUGCCAUCUCCGUCCGUGUCGGUCAAGAGUCUUUUACAUUCAGAUACGGUAAAAAUGAGAGUGAUGAGAAGAUGGCUCUUAUUUCUGCGUUUCGAAAAACUGCUGAAAACUUACGCCGGACUUUGCGCGCAGAAAACAAGGAUAGUGGUAGAGGGAGAGAAUCCUUCAAUUAUUUCACCGCUCACGAGCCGGGCCUUCUUAAGCAUGCCGAUAUGGUUGAGAGCUUAUCCACCAGCUCGUCAAAAGGUAGCCUGAAUGUGCUAGUGGAUGUAGAUGGGAAGCAGCAAAACCUUCGUUGGGUUGAGGGUCAAAUUGAUGAACUUGACGUUGACAUUGCACUUCAAAGGCUCGACGAGGCAGUUGCAAGGGUGGAAAAGUUGAGAGGACUGACCAAAGGUCUAAAAGGAAAUUCCAUGGCUCAAGAUCUCAUCGCAUUCAAAAUCGAUGAAAGAGCCUCCAAACUUUCCACGCUUGUUAUCCGACAGUUGGUUGAUACGCACUCGUGUGCGACUGUCACCAAAAAGCACGUAGACUGGCUUGUGCGGCUUGGGUUCGAAGAUCGAGCAAGGGAAGCCUAUCUGGAUGCCAGGAGUUCUGUCAUCCGCAAGCGAAUAAGACAAUGCAUUUUCGAGGGAGAUCUCCACUCGUACAUAUACCAGAUUUCAUUUGUUUACUUCACCAUCAUUAAAAAUACCGUCUCCAUCUAUCAAAGCUGUUUUCCUCCUUUGAUGAUGUCUGCCUGUGUUAAGUGGGCAAAAGAGCAUCUUGAUGGAUUGAACGCCAUCCUAAGACGUCAGCUUAGCGGUGUUGAUCCUCAAAGUUCGGUUUGGUCGGAAUGCAUGAACCAAGCCCGGCAACAAGCAAUGAUAUUGAGCGAAAUUGGUCUAGAUUUCAAAGAUUUGAUGGACACCAAUAUGGAAGAUGUGGGGAAGCUCCCUGAACCUCAUCAGCUGUCCCCUGUGACGCAAGAGCCGGCGUCGGUCGGUACUGUUGACGGCUGGAUCGAGAACUUGAUGGAUUGCAAACAGCUGAGUGAGACUGAUGUGCAGAGAUUGUGUGAUAAAGCUCGAGAAGUGUUGCAGGAAGAAUCCAAUGUGCAGCCAGUGAAAUGUCCCGUCACAGUUUGCGGAGAUAUACAUGGUCAAUUCCAUGACCUGAUGGAGCUAUUUAAGAUCGGCGGUCCCAACCCUGACACAAACUAUCUUUUCAUGGGCGACUACGUUGAUCGUGGAUAUUACUCGGUCGAGACCGUGACUCUCCUGGUAGCGUUGAAGAUCCGCUAUCCUCAGCGUAUCACCAUCCUCCGCGGAAACCACGAGUCCCGUCAAAUUACACAGGUAUAUGGAUUCUACGACGAGUGCCUGCGAAAAUAUGGAAACGCAAACGUCUGGAAAUUCUUUACCGACCUCUUCGACUACCUGCCCCUCACUGCUCUCAUCGAUAAUCAAAUUUUCUGUCUUCAUGGAGGUUUGUCUCCGAGUAUUGAUACCCUCGAUAACAUUCGAUCCUUGGAUCGCAUACAGGAGGUGCCUCACGAAGGGCCCAUGUGCGACCUGUUAUGGUCGGACCCAGAUGACAGGUGUGGAUGGGGAAUUUCUCCAAGAGGUGCUGGAUACACAUUUGGGCAGGACAUUUCGGAGGCUUUCAAUCACAACAAUGGCUUAACGCUGGUCGCAAGAGCCCAUCAGCUGGUCAUGGAAGGAUAUAAUUGGUCUCAGGACCGAAAUGUUGUCACGAUAUUUUCUGCCCCCAAUUAUUGUUACCGGUGUGGCAAUCAAGCAGCUAUCAUGGAGAUCGACGAGCAUCUCAAAUACACAUUCCUGCAAUUCGAUCCUUGCCCUAGAGCCGGCGAGCCUAUGGUUUCCCGACGGACUCCUGACUACUUCCUUUAG
Xylona heveae TC161 is the source of this 2970-nucleotide messenger RNA. Its product is annotated as Metallo-dependent phosphatase. The record is from RefSeq and is a predicted model, not a curated record. Gene Ontology annotation, cellular component: cytosol. The coding region runs from base 1 to 2970 and encodes 989 amino acids. Gene Ontology annotation, molecular function: protein serine/threonine phosphatase activity. The transcript has 9 exons. Gene Ontology annotation, biological process: mitotic cell cycle; peptidyl-serine dephosphorylation. Lineage: Eukaryota; Fungi; Ascomycota; Xylonomycetes; Xylonales; Xylonaceae.